This is a messenger RNA of Eutrema salsugineum, 399 nucleotides long. RefSeq lists its product as uncharacterized. NCBI's taxonomy places the organism in Eukaryota, Viridiplantae, Streptophyta, Magnoliopsida, Brassicales, Brassicaceae. The record is from RefSeq and is a predicted model, not a curated record. Bases 1 to 399 code for a protein of 132 amino acids. Gene Ontology annotation, molecular function: RNA-DNA hybrid ribonuclease activity; nucleic acid binding. The transcript is spliced from 2 exons.
AUGCAGAUCGCAGACCUCAAAACUGGGUUCAAAGUAGGAAACAAAUUAGAUGCUCUGCCUCCGACAGGGGUGCUUACGGGUCCCCUCUUCCCUUGGGUCAUUUGGUCCUUGUGGCAUACGCAUGGAGCUUGGAAAGAGGAGUCACUAGUUGCAGGUUUAGGAGCUACGUUUCAGAGGCAAUCUCCCUACAACACAACAGUGACGAGACUAGAACAAAUGUCAAAAUCCGAACAGUUUGUAAGCUCUCUUCUCAUGGCGGAAGCUCUAGCGAUCCGUAUGGCAUUGACACAAGCACAAAGCAAAGGAAUAACUAAAGUAUGCUUGUACUCGGAUUCGCAAGUUAUCAUCGGAGCCAUAUCUUCAUCUAGGCCGAUCAAGGAGCUCUUCGGGAUUUGUUGA